AUGUCGACGACGAAGCAGUCCCUGUCCGCGGCGGCCGGCGCGAAGCUGGCGGCCUACACGAAGCCGCAGAAGAAGCACCUCGCCUUCGGCUUGGCCAUGGGCGUCCUCGGCGUCUUCGCCAUGGGCGCGCUCGGCUCGCCGGACUGGACGAGCUGGGAGCUCAAAGCCGGGGGUUUUGAGAUCGAGUGGUCCGCGGGCCUGUGGGAGUACGCGCAGGAGGGCGACGUCCAGGACGACGGCGGCAAGGUCGAGGCGAAGGUCGACGGCCGCAAGUUCCGCAACUUCAAGGCCUACGAGCUGAACCGCUUCACGACGUUCUUCGCCUUCCUGAGCCUGGCGGCCAUGGCCGUCUACCAGAUCGCCGCGGGCUGCCUCGGAUUGGAGAAGUACGCGGCGCCCGUCGGCUACGCGAGCGCCGCUCUGCUCUUCGUCCUCGGCUUCCUGCUGAUCGUCGGCGCGGGCUACUUCGGCACGCGCAUGGAGGAGAACCCCUACGUCGACGACCCCGACGAGGUCGCCCACUGCGACCACGGCUGCGGUUUGGCCGCGCUGACGGGCGUGCUCGCCUUCCUCCUCGGCUUCGCCUUGCUGUACGCGACGCUCGCGACCGACGAGCGCGCGGAGAAGAUCCACGACUCCGCCGUCGUCCAGGACAUGGAGGCGGGCAUCAAAAAGCUCAAGGCCGGCGUCGGCAAAAAGAUGACCAAGCUCCGCGGCUCGUCCAAGGCGCCCGCGCCCGACGGGCCGCCAGCGGCCUACGCGACGGCCGCGGCGACCGAGGCCGAGGCCGCGGAGGCGCCGGCCGCGGAGACACCCCCCGCCGAGCCCUAG
Aureococcus anophagefferens is the source of this 831-nucleotide messenger RNA. RefSeq lists its product as hypothetical. The transcript has a single exon. The coding region runs from base 1 to 831 and encodes 276 amino acids. The record is from RefSeq and is a predicted model, not a curated record. Lineage: Eukaryota; Pelagophyceae; Pelagomonadales; Pelagomonadaceae.